Molecule: messenger RNA, 853 nt
Organism: Oncorhynchus gorbuscha (pink salmon)
Lineage: Eukaryota; Metazoa; Chordata; Actinopteri; Salmoniformes; Salmonidae
Product: von Hippel-Lindau disease tumor suppressor-like
Exons: 3
Coding region: 17-514 (165 amino acids)
Source: RefSeq, a predicted model, not a curated record
UCGUGGCAUUAUCGUCAUGGAGGAGCAGGAAGUAGUGAGCGUGGAAAAUAAAGCUCUCCGGUCUCUAAAUGCUGAUGUCAAAACCCACGUUAAUUUUAUUAAUCAGUCGAAACAAAGCGCCCGGGCAUGGUGGUUGGAUUAUUCCGGACAUCCAGUUUCUUAUGGCGAUAUACGAACGAACGGGUUAUUAAGUAUGAAUACUUUUCUGACGCAUCCAUGGGUUUUCAGAGCCGCUCGAAAUGGGGCGAAACUUUUAGCUAAUCGGCAAGAUGUUUAUAUGCCAACAGCUGCCACCGAAUAUGAAGAGGACGGUGACCCCAGGUUUCUGAAUGUUGUCAUAGCUACCCCAGUGUACUCUCUGCAGGAGUGUUGUCUGAUGCUAAUCCGUAAUCUGGUAGAAGAGGAGGACUACGGCAGACUGGACAUCCCCGAGUCACUGAAGACAGACCUCAGACAACAGCCUGACUUACUGAAGGAGCUGGGACUCAUCAACCGUCUCAGAAUGUUGACCUAGGAUCAGUUGUAUCAUUUAGAUCACAAUGAAUCAGAUUACAUGGAGGGGGGGGGAUGACCUGAUCCUAGAUCAGCUCUCAUACUCUGAGAAGCUUUAUGCAUAACAGGCUACUGAAUAAUGGACUUUCUGUUGACCAAAUGUAGCCCCCCCCCACCCCCCUCCCUUGCUCUGAACUCGUUAGUGGCUCUAGAACAGUGGACUUCAGUCAGGUUCGGGGAACUGCAAUGGGGUCGCGAAUUAAGAAUACUUAUUAUUAUAAAGAGUACAUAUUAUUGUGUGGGACAAAUAUAUAUAUUUUUUUUAAAUAAAGAUUUUUUUUUCAAUGUUUAUUGAAUAAAU